AUGUUAACAUGUCGUUCCCGUUUAUUAAAGCGUAGUCGUAAUCGUCUCUUAUUACUGAGAAGGGCCAGAUACAUAUGGUGUACCUUCAUAAUACUUGUGAUGGUAUCUGUUAUCUUUUAUCUAUGUGUUACACGAAUUUAUUUAGUACCUCAGUUAGAUAUUAAUAAAUUAUGUGCUUUUAAUCUGCAAAACUUCUCGUCUUUAACAGACGUGAAUUAUAAAGAACCAGCUCGUUAUUCCAUCGUAUCCAUCAUUAUAAGCCCUUCAGCUUAUCCCCAUCCAUUUUUAGAAAGUAAAUCAAUCUAUGCUGAUUUACAUAACUAUCAAUUACAAAUUUAUUAUCAUCAGUUAGAUUAUUCGAGAAACAUAUUUUGGAAUAAAGUUCUGACAGUUGCAAGGAUCACAAAGCAGUUGAAUAGUUCAAUUACCUGGAUUUGGCUAUUAGAUUAUGAUACGUUAAUAUUUAACUUUGCUAUUAGUUUAGAAGAUAUAAUCGAAAAAGAAGCUGCGGAGUCAACCGAUAUACUUUAUACUACCGAUAGUAAUGGUCUAAAUGGCGGCUCAAUUUUAAUUCGUAAUUCCCGAUGGAUCCAAGAAUUUUUAUUACCCCGAUGGUAUAAUACAAACAAUGAAAGCAUACCUCGAAUCGGAAAAUGGUGUGAGCAAGGCUCGUUAGAUCAUCUGAUUAAUACCGAUCCCGAAAUCAAACGGCAUGCUGUUAAUAUUGAUAUACGAAAGAUGAAUAGCUAUGGUGGCCGAGUAGAUGGGACGUCGGCUCGCUUUCGCGAGGGUGAUUUCUUGGUUCAUUUCCCAGGAAACGGUUUCAAAUACUGGAUGAAUGGUUAUGCUAGGAUAUGGUCUGAAAUGAUGGGUAAAGAAGGCUGUGAUCUUCGAAACCGAUGGUUUGGGUGGUAA
This is a messenger RNA of Didymodactylos carnosus, 915 nucleotides long. Lineage: Eukaryota; Metazoa; Rotifera; Eurotatoria; Philodinida; Philodinidae. The record is from the annotation of a GenBank genome assembly.